AUGGACGAAACGACGCCGGCACAGGUCUUUAAGUGGACCCAGGAUGUCUGCGACAUUCUAUCUCAACCUGACUUGCUUGUAUUUUGGGCCCAUGCGCAGGGCGUAUCUGUUGCCCAUGCACGUCGCACUAUACUUCAGUCUCUGGCUCAGAAACCUUCAAACAUGAAUACACAACAUGCUGGACCCAAUGCUAUUAUUGCAGAGGAUAAGGCACGGUUUGCUUCAGAGCACCGGGUACGGCUUCAAUAUGGAGCAUCAGGUAGUAGUAGUGGCCGAGGUUCAGGCAGACUUUACAGCGAUAGCACAAAUACAAGUACAAUGAGUCUAGGGAGCAACCUGGGCCAAGUUGGUAGUAGCAGUGACACUGGGCCCAUUUCUAAACGGUGA
Messenger RNA from Magnusiomyces paraingens, 387 nucleotides. RefSeq lists its product as uncharacterized. The record is from RefSeq and is a predicted model, not a curated record. Bases 1 to 387 code for a protein of 128 amino acids. The transcript has a single exon. Lineage: Eukaryota; Fungi; Ascomycota; Dipodascomycetes; Dipodascales; Dipodascaceae.